AUGGCUGAUGACGAUGAUGAAGGAGAGUUUGGUGGCUUGUAUGAAGGCGGACAUUGGGUUUGGGAUGAUACUGUGCAAGCUUUGAUUUUCAUUUCAGAUGAAAUGGGGAAACGUAUUUUAGAACAUGACGUCAAAAUUCGUACGCCACAAAGUGAGAUUUUAGAAAACGAAUUUCGGGAUAAUUUAUCCGAUUUGCGAUUAUUAGUUGCAAAGGAAUAUAGCACAAUGCUCAUAGGUGGUGGUGACACGCGAAAAUUUCAUCACAUGGGUCCACAGAAGAAAAGGAAAUCAUUAUCGGACAAAGAUGCACGACUUUUUGAAACCUUGUUGCGAAUGUGCGUUCAAAUUGUCUGGUUGGCUUUAGGGCGUAAGGCUUUUAACCAGAUAGAACUUGAAGUAAAUCGAAUAUUUAAGUCGGAUAUAUUCAACGCUGUGGAGCAUAAUUUACGCACAGGAUAUUUGUUGAAAAUGGCAAAAGAGGAGCGGGAAGCAUUGCUAGGUUAUUGUAUACACCGUGAUAAGAAGUUAACUACGCGCUCACCACUAUUAAAUGAAGUGUUUUGCCAUAGAGAUAUAGAUUUUCGCACUCUAGGUCUUGGAGUUAUUAAUUAUUUGCAGUAA
Molecule: messenger RNA, 621 nt
Organism: Parnassius apollo (apollo)
Lineage: Eukaryota; Metazoa; Arthropoda; Insecta; Lepidoptera; Papilionidae
Source: the annotation of a GenBank genome assembly